Messenger RNA from Anarrhichthys ocellatus (wolf-eel), 2290 nucleotides. Its product is annotated as Fanconi anemia group A protein-like. The record is from RefSeq and is a predicted model, not a curated record. Lineage: Eukaryota; Metazoa; Chordata; Actinopteri; Perciformes; Anarhichadidae. Gene Ontology annotation, biological process: interstrand cross-link repair. The transcript is spliced from 14 exons. Gene Ontology annotation, cellular component: Fanconi anaemia nuclear complex. Bases 343 to 1272 code for a protein of 309 amino acids.
GAGGAGACCCUUCAGCGUUUCUUCACACACUCCCUCACACAGACUCUCACUUACAAGCCUCAACUAACCGUGUCCGAUGCCAUCGCUCUGCAGAAUGAGUGGACCUUCGCAAAAGCCAACCGGUUGUUGACCUCUCUGUUCCAUAAGCUGGCUGUGAUCUUCAGUGUGGAGCAGCUGCUGUGUCACCUGCAGCAGGUUUUGGAAACCCACGAGGUCAACUGGAAGCACGUCCUUUGCUUCCUCUCCACCCUGCUGGUUUACAACCCCUGUGCCCAGCUCAGCCUGAGAGAGCUGCUGUCCAGACUGCUGAGCUCCGCAUUUGAAGGCUACGACCUAGAGAACAUGAUAACUGCCUUCCUAUUGGCUCGACAGGGUGCGCUGGAGGGACCCGCCAUCUUCCCCUCCUACAGCAACUGGUUCAAGAUGUCUUUCGGGGGAGGCAGUGGCUACCAUGCGACCAGUAAGAAAUCUCUGGUGUUUCUGCUGAAGUUCCUGUCUGACUUGGUGCCCUUUGAACCCCCACAGUACCUCAAGGUUCACAUCCUGCAGCCUCCAUAUGUACCCGUGAAACACCGCAGCCUCCUGAUGGAGUACGUCUCUCUGGCCAAGACCAGGCUGGCCGACCUCAAGGAGUCAGUGGAGGACAUGGGUUUGUAUGAGGAUGUUUCUGGUGCAGGCGGAGCAUCAUUGCAGCCCCAGUGCCAGGCCAUCCAGGAUGUGGAGAAGGCAGUGUCUCUGUUUGAGAGCACAGGAAGAAUCUCUGCCACAGUCAUGGAGGCCAGUAUUUUCCGGAGGCCGUAUUUCCUGGCGCGGUUCCUCCCUGCUCUGCUGACACCGAGGAUGCUUCCCGUCAAAGCUGACACUCGGAUGAGUUUCAUAGAGGCUCUGAAAAAGGCAGAUAAGAUCCCUGCUGCACAGUAUUCAUCUUAUGUGGAGUCUUGCCAGAAACAGAGGCAGCAGGAUGGAGGUGCAGUGUGUUUGGACACCAAUGAUGAGCCUCUGGAGGUCCUGAAGAUUCAGCUACAGGAGUUCACAGAGCUGCUUGUUGAGGGGAAUGAUGGAGAGAUGUCUGCCCAGCUGUCCAGGAUCUCACACACUCUGAGCGUCAUCUUUCCCGGCUGCAACGAUGAGCCGGUUGGAAGGACAGUCAUCGAACUCCACACGAACACCCCGCUGUCCCCUGAGCUCCACGUCAAAGUCGUCAGCAUGAUCCUGAGAAACUUCUGCCAGUGUGUGCUCGACGCUUCCAGAGCAAACCCUCCUAACAAGUGAGCGCUGCAACUUUUUUAGGAAGUCUUGCGCUAAACAAGAAAUUUAAUUAUUGUCAGGGUAUGAAAAAUUGGGGGGGAAAAUCCCACAAAUGUAUUGAGUAUCAUUUAGUGGCCAUACAUAUACAUUUAUCUACAUACAGCACCUGGAGGGAAGCAUUAAAGGGAUAGUUUGGUUUUAUGAGGUAUUUAUCAAUAUUUACUUUUUUUGACAUGCACCAAAUAUUCAGUUUAUUUUAAAAAAUACAAUAUUCCUGCUAAGCCUUUUACAUUGCUAAUGAAAAAUAAAUAUUCCACUGAAAUUCGCGUUUACAUGCAGCAGUACGUACUCCCUCUUGAAAAAGAAGUCGUUGCAAUAUUUGCACAUAUCCAAAAACCUGUUGAUAGCCAAGUAUUUCUUAAUGUUUAAAAGUAGGUGUGUUUCUCUCUGUCACCAGAGAUGUGGGGUUUUCUUUUGGGCAUGCAUCUCUGCAUAGUGUUAGCUAGUUGGUUUGUGGCCAUGUGGAGCAUUUGCGAAAAAACAACAACAUGGCAACGGCCGCAUUCCAAGAUGGCAACGGCGAAAUUGCCGAACUUGAGACUUCAAAACAUCAGUCCACAAACCGAUGAGUGACGUCCACUUUUUAUAUGCGGUCUAUGGGUGUAUACAUUUCCACAGAAUGCUCCUAAAACCAGAAUAAUAUUGGCAUCUCCUACACUUCUUAGUGGGAAAAUGCUCCAUUUGGAAUAAGCAAUUACAAACAGAAUAUGAUGUUUACAUGAGCAUUAUCAAUUUGGAAAAUUGUCAUAUUCUGAAAAGAAAUGGAAUAUUAAUGUGCAUGUACAAGGCGGUCGUUUUCUGGGAAUUAACAGUUUCCAUCUGUGUUAUGAGAUUGCCUCUUCCUUUUUAUUUAUUUCUUACGUGUGAUAAAGUGAUGACAAAACAAGUGCAGACAAGGGCAUGAACCCAAAGAGCUGAGGGGAUAAUACAAAGUAGGACAGAGGACAAAAGCAAUCUCAGGAGUUUAACACAGUUUCAGACA